AUGGAAUCGAAAGCCCCAGUCUCCCUGGACGCCAUCAUGCGUGUAGCCUUUUGUCUCGAAGGUCGCGAUAAGCUCUCAAAGGUGCUGCAAUAUGGCAGUCGAGCGUUGGCGUUCUACGUACUAUCAGCUGACCCCAAGAGCGACAUCGGGCAGCGUCUCCACGCCCUUUACAAGGUCAUGCAACAGUCUCGAAAGGCUUUUCGACUGGGCAAGAGCAUCACAUACUACAAGAAGCUGCAGACGCUAUCCAAGAACAAGAGUCUGUCGGAAGAACAGAAGUACUUGCAGUGGAUCCAGAACGUCGGCAUGCUUGGCUACUUUAUCACCGAUAACUUGGCUUUUGCUAGUAAAGCAAAGGUCUUGCACUUUGAUGCUGACGAGAUAUCGCGUCGUGGAGGCAUUCUUUGGUUCUGUGCCAAUGUAGCCGGCUUCUUUCAGGCUGUUGACAAUCUGAAUGCUGACGUGGAGAAAGAAAAGUGCGUGAGGGACAUCUUGGCCUCGGAAGACGAUGUUGUUCGUGUCGAGGCGUUGCAAGGUCAACUGGAUGCACUGAGAAGCGGUCGAUUCAAGAAACUACUUGCAGUGCUCAAGGUGACGUGUGAUCUCAUUGUGUCGUCCAAUACGGCAGGCGUGAGGUUGUCGGAGCGGAUCGCUGGCACCAAGCUACAUGACGGAAUCAUCGGAUCCGUGGGCGUCGUGUCGGCAGCUGUCGUGCUGUAUAACACGUGGCCUAAUGCACCAAAAAAUGGCUUUCACUCUGAAAAAAAGACGGAGAUCAAGAUGGAAGCGAAUACUGAAAGCAAGAUUAGAGUAAAAGACGAGACGAAGGGUGAGGCGAUCUAG
This is a messenger RNA of Peronospora matthiolae, 843 nucleotides long. NCBI's taxonomy places the organism in Eukaryota, Oomycota, Peronosporomycetes, Peronosporales, Peronosporaceae. The record is from the annotation of a GenBank genome assembly.